Messenger RNA from Macrosiphum euphorbiae (potato aphid), 204 nucleotides. The record is from the annotation of a GenBank genome assembly. NCBI's taxonomy places the organism in Eukaryota, Metazoa, Arthropoda, Insecta, Hemiptera, Aphididae.
AUGAUACUAGACGAUGAUGUUCAAAAGCAUUUGACCAAUUUCAGUGGACAAUUUAAACAAUCUAACCCAGCUCCGUUUAAUAAUGACAAUACUUCUUACACAUGUAAGUAUUGCGACACCGUAUUUUCAAGAGCUGUGACUUUGAAAAGGCAUUUGGAGGAACACGAAAAAUCAUCAAGCCGAGUAUAUGGUACUCAAGUUUAA